CUGUUGCUUUAACGUGCGAAGCAAGGUUCCCUAGGUUUUCUAAUUCGUUGGCGAUAUCAGUAUUCUUAAACGCUUAUCUUGUUCUUUAUUGCAUAAGAUACCAAUUGUGCUGUCUAGUUCCAUUGGGGGUUUCUCAGUAUGAAUGAUGGAAAUACUCAUAAUGAAUCUGAUCAAAGUGUGGUGGAGGAAAUUGAAGCUUUGAAAGCCAUAUUAUUUUCUGAAUUGGAUGUCACGUACACACAAAGUGGAAGGCCCCUGGAGCUUCAACAUACAUUAUACCCAUCUACAGCUGAUGAUGCCAAUCAGCAUUAUGUAUGUCUGACACUAGUCAUGAAAUUUCCACCAGAUUAUCCUGACCAACAACCAAUAAUAGCCUUGAAAAAUCCCCGAGGCCUUGGAGAUGAUUUUUUGGCCAAUGCUCUUAAAUUAUGCAAUGAAAAAUGUGCCCAUUUUUCUGGAAGCCCUGUUAUUUAUGAAAUCAUUGAGUUACUUCGUGAAUGUCUCACGAAUAGCAAUAGACCAACUGGGCAUUGCACUAUUUGCUUGUUUCACUUUCACUCGGAUGAUGUGUUCACCUAUACUCAAUGCUAUCACCAUUUCCAUUCACAUUGCCUGGCUCGUUUCUGUGAAAGUCUCCAAAUGCAAUGGAAAGAGGAAGAUGACCAAGAAGCUGUCAACAACCCCAGGGGCUCCAACUGGAAAGAGAAGAAACUGAAACAGUUUACUUGCCCAGUGUGCCGUGAAAUUAUUAAUGUCGAGUUAGCUGUGCUCAAACUAGCACCGCCUCCACAUGAAGUUGAAAAUUUCCAAGAAAAUUUCCCGAGGGAUUCCAAGUAUACUGCAUGGAGAAAAGAAAUGGAUAAAGAAUACCAAAGACAAAAAAUUAGAGGAGGCAUCAUAGAUAAAGAUAUGGAGGACAGUCGAUUCCUAGUUGUCACAGAAAAUACUUCUAUGAUGCCCUCAUCAAUACCUGUGGCUCAUUCAAUUCCAGCGGAGGAAGAAUCACAAUCACAGAAUCAACCACACAUCAAGGCAACUCCAAUGCAAGCUUCAGCAACAAUGAAACUUCCAGUAGCGAGUAAACCCGAGUGGUCUCGUUCGCAUCAGCGGAGACCUCCGCGAGGAAAAUGGCUUCGUUCGUCUGAAAAAAACAUGGAAGAACGUCCAAUGUCUGCUCAAAAUGUCGCACGCCCAUCGAAUCCUCCGAACCGGCAAAUGUCGACAGAAAAGCACAAUUCCCGAACUCGACUUCGUGCCGAAGAGCCGACUCAUCCCACCACGGCUCAUUCUAGUGAGACCCCUCCUUCGCGUCAAGCUCAUAUUCGUCCACCUCCCGGCUUCGCACCCAGAUGACUAAAGUGGAUACAGUCGGAGCUGCUUCCAGUUCGACAGACGAUACUAUUGCAGCACUGUAGAUAUCGUUUAUUGUUAUUAUCCGAUAUUUGGUGUAUCGGGAUUUGCUCCUCCUUUCGUUUUGGUUACUACCUGUUGGGAAAAGCCGAUUUUACCUAAAAAUAAAUGUCAUCGUUGUAUGCAGUAA
This is a messenger RNA of Daphnia carinata, 1540 nucleotides long. RefSeq names its product E3 ubiquitin-protein ligase RNF25-like. Gene Ontology annotation, biological process: protein ubiquitination. The record is from RefSeq and is a predicted model, not a curated record. Gene Ontology annotation, molecular function: protein binding; ubiquitin protein ligase activity. Lineage: Eukaryota; Metazoa; Arthropoda; Branchiopoda; Diplostraca; Daphniidae. The transcript is spliced from 6 exons. Bases 139 to 1353 code for a protein of 404 amino acids. Gene Ontology annotation, cellular component: nucleus.